Messenger RNA from Drosophila albomicans, 2717 nucleotides. RefSeq names its product homeobox protein slou (gene slou). Gene Ontology annotation, biological process: cell differentiation; regulation of transcription by RNA polymerase II. The transcript is spliced from 4 exons. Gene Ontology annotation, cellular component: nucleus. The record is from RefSeq and is a predicted model, not a curated record. Lineage: Eukaryota; Metazoa; Arthropoda; Insecta; Diptera; Drosophilidae. Gene Ontology annotation, molecular function: DNA-binding transcription factor activity, RNA polymerase II-specific; RNA polymerase II cis-regulatory region sequence-specific DNA binding. The coding region runs from base 395 to 2458 and encodes 687 amino acids.
AGCAGCCACCCUCAAACUCAAACUCAGAGAGCUCAACAAAUUUGUCGAGCAUUUCCAUUUCCGUUUCAGCCCCGUCUCUGAGCAGAGUGUUGCACGCGCGCGGAUUACGCUCAGCCAGCAGCGGGAUAAGCGAACAGCAGCAGCAGCAGCGACAGCAGCAACAGCAGCGACAGCAGCAGCCUUAGAGAUAUUCAGAGAUAGCGCGCCGGCAUCAGUGACAGUCGAUUGGCUGCAAUCAAGGUGACAACAACACGUCGCGGCAAAUUUUAUAACGAAGUCAAGUCAAUUAUAGAAAAAUAAAUAACAGAACAGAACUGAUUACAAGUGAAGUGAACUAAGCGAAAUAAAGAACUACAGUGCGUGAUAAAAGUGCAAAGUGCUUCGAACUUGCGACAUGGUGAUGUUGCAAUCGCCAGUGCAAAAACCCAGCGACACAAUUGGGGCACAGCCCACGGCCGUCGGCGGCCUCAUGAGUCCCAACUCCAAUCCCGAUUCGCCCAAGUCCAACACAUCGCCCGAGCUGGCGAAUGCUGCUGGCAAUCAGCUCGGCUCAGCUGCUGUCGAUGUCAGCGUCUCGAGUAGCGCCUCCUCCGCGGUGGCCACCAGCAUCAGCAUUAGCACCGCAGCAGCCAAGAUACCCAAGUUCAUUAUCAGCGCCAGCGGUUCGGCUGCCAAGCAGGAGCAGGAGCUGCGCUACUCUAUUGAGCGACUGAAGCAAAUGACCAGCGAAUCGGGACUGCUGAGUCGCCUAAGUCCCACCCAAGAAGACAGCGACAAGGAGAAGCUCAACAACAACAAUAAUAACAACAAUAAUUUGACCAACAAUAAUAAUGCUCGCCGUUCGCAAUCGCCGCCAACUGGCGUCGGCAGCUUCACGUUGCCCGCGCAACAACGCAAGUUGCUCGAGUUGAAUGCCGUGCGUCAUUUGGCGCGUCCCGAGCCACUGCAGCAUCCACAUGCAGCACUGCUGCAGCAGCAUCCACACUUGCUGCAGAAUCCACAGUUCUUGGCUGCUGCCGCGCAGCAUCAUCAUCAACAGCAGCAGCAACAGCAGCAGCAGCAACACAUGCAUCAUCAUCAUCACCAUCAUCCUGCGCAUCCGCUGCCACAUCAUCCAGCUGCUUCGGUUUAUCAUCUGCGCGCUCCCAAUGCAACAGCUCCACCAUCGCCCGCCACUUCGCCACUGUCGCCACCAACAUCGCCGCACACUGGCGUCCAACAGACGACACAUUCCGAGCCGCAGACUACAGCAACAGCAACAGCAACCACUUUGGCUGCUCAUUCCGCGCUUCCAGCACCACCGUCAACGCUGCCACCACCGCCACAACCUGGCAGCAACGACAUGGAUCUGGAACGCAUUAAGCUGGUCGCUGCGGUUGCUGCCCGCUCCAAUCAGCAACAUCAAGUGCCCAGCACAUCAACAGUUGCUGCUUCCACCUCUGCCUCCAACUCAACAGCGGCCACAGCGGCCUCGACCAGCUCCGUCUCCGCGUCUGCCUCGCCCACUGGCCGCGACUUAAGCGAUUAUGGCUUCAGAAUACAACUGGGCGGCCUUGCAGCGGCGGCUGCGGCAGCAGCAGCCACAUCGCGGCAAAUUGCGGCCGCUAAUUAUGCGCGUAGCGACACCAGCGAGGAGCUCAAUGUCGAUGGCAAUGAUGAGGACAGCAACGAUGGCUCUGGUUCGCACAGCACGCCGUCGGUCUGUCCCGUGGAUCUGACGCGUUCUGUGCCCAGCAGUGCGAGCAAUGCGAACUCCGCCUCGACCUCGACGGGCAGCGACAGGGAAGCGGCAACGAAGCGUCUGGCCUUCUCCGUGGAGAACAUAUUGGAUCCGAAUAAGUUUACGGGCAACAAGCUGCCAGCUGCAACAUCGCCACCCUUUGGCCAUCCGCGGCAAUGGAGCUAUGAGCGCGAUGAUGAAAUGCACGAGCAUCUGGAUGAUGAGCACAGCGAGGAUAUGUCUGCUCAGGAUCUCAAUGACAUGGAUCAGGAUGAUAUGUGCGACGAUGGCAGCGACAUUGACGAUCCCAGCAGCGAAACGGACUCCAAAAAAGGCGGCAGUCGUAAUGGCGAUGGCAAGUCCGGAGGCGGAGGCAGCGGAGGUUCAAAGCCACGGCGUGCUCGCACAGCUUUUACCUAUGAGCAGCUAGUGUCGCUGGAGAACAAGUUCAAGACGACGCGCUAUCUGAGUGUCUGUGAACGCUUAAACUUGGCUUUGAGUUUGAGUUUGACCGAGACACAGGUCAAGAUCUGGUUCCAGAAUCGACGCACCAAGUGGAAAAAACAGAAUCCCGGCAUGGAUGUGAAUAGUCCGACGUUGCCCCCGCCCGCCGGUGGCUCCUUUGGACCCGGCGCCUAUGCCAGCAGUCUGCUCUAUCCCCAUGCCGUGCCCUAUCCACCCUAUGGACCCUAUUUCCAUCCGCUGGGGGCGCAUCACUUGAGCCACUCGCACUCAUAAAAUUGCAAGAUGCAACAGCGUUUGUUGCAACUCUUCGAGAAGCGUGCCAAGGGGGCAACAGCGGAGGCGCCUUGAGCACGCAUUGUAAAUGUCCAAUUGCUUUAAAUGUUGUCGUCGCACCUGUAAAUAGUUCUUGUAUAAAUUCAUAUUAAAUAAUUAAACUAAAUAUUGUAGUGCUUAACCAAAGAUGUUGCUAAGUCACAUUAACUUGAUAAUAUUAAUUAUUUUUAGCACCUAAGUGACAUGCAGAAUCAAAAGA